GUCCUUUCCGCUGUGCUUGUGCCACGCGCUGUCAUCGCCACAAUGCCUCGAGGAUUCUUGGUAAAGAGACACCGGCGAGGCUCGGCGUCAUACCGGUCACGGAGCAACAACAACAACCCGGAGGGUGACCGGAACGGCGGCGGCGGGGGGUACAGCUGUGAAGCGACCGGAGCAGAGAGCCACGUGCUCAGUGUUUUCCCGUUUCAGCGGCAGGACGGAGAGUUCCCAGUGUCCCGCGAGGACUCCGCUGGUGUCAGGGAGGCGUGGAGCCCGCACGUGGAGUCCGCUCUGGAGGCAGAGGCGGACCGGCGCGCGCAGUUACCUGAGAGCGAGUUGGACGCUUUGAGCCCCGACGGUGACUUCUCUUGCUUCUUCCCGCCGCCGCCUCCGCCACUCACAGACUCCUGCAGCCCCGUUAAACCGGUUGGCACGAGACUUCUUGAGCAGCGCGAGGAAGGAGAAAAACAGCUGCUGUUCACGGGCAGGUGUCUGCCGUCCUCCCCAGUACCCGACCUGCCGGACCUGCCGUUCCUGGUCAGCUCCACGCCGACCUCGGUGUCCGCCUCCAUCGAGAGGAUCCUCGCGAGCAGCAGCCGCCACCACGCGCCGUCCUACGGUCACGGUGACAAGUAUGACCCUCCCCACGUGCACCUGUUCCCGCAUCUCACCGUGAUGAGCCAGGAAGUGGCGAGGAAACGCUCGUUCCUCGAGCCGAGCAGCAGCAGACACAGCAAACAGUCUGCGUGCAGCAACCCCACGAAAAAACCCAAAGUGAACCGGAAGCUGAACUUCGAGGACGAGGUCACGACCUCCCCGGUUCUGGGUCUGCGCAUCAAGAAGGAGAGCCCCGAGCUGCGGAGGCACCGGGAGAAGUCGUCCGGCCCCGGCGGGAAUCAGCCGCUGGGGGAGUUCAUCUGCCAGCUGUGCAAAGAGGAGUACCCCGACCCCUUCUCCCUUGCGCAGCACAAGUGCUCCCGCAUAGUGCGUGUGGAGUACCGGUGCCCCGAGUGCGACAAAGUCUUCAGCUGCCCGGCCAACUUGGCCUCUCACCGCCGCUGGCACAAGCCGCGCCCGGUGAGCAGCCCGGCAGGUGAGACCCCGACCCCCAACAAGAACCUUUCGCUCAAAGAGGCACGAGGGCUCGCUCAGCACGAGAGGCCGCCGGUGGAGUUGGAGGGCAAGGAGAACGAGCUGCUGCGCGUGAACACCAAUCAGCACCACGCGGCGCUGGACAGCUCCCGCAUGAGGCGCGAGCAGUCUAAGCUGCUGCUCCACGCGCGGUCCCGGGACAGCCCGGACGGCGACGGCCUCGCGCCUCCCCGCUACGACUCCUCUUCGCGUUACCGGAACCCGGCCGAGAGCUGCCUGGACCUGCAGCCGCAGGUGAGAGCCGCGGACAGCCCGCCGUCCAGUCUCCUCGUGCUGAACCCAGAGGAGCGCGCGGACCUGCCCCAGCAGCAGCUUCCGCCUCUGCCGUUUGUUCAGUCGUUACCGGAGGAGGUGUACGAGUGCCGGUAUUGUGGGAAGAAGUUCCGGCGGCAGGCUUACCUGAAAAAACACCUGGCCGCGCACGAGAUGACAUCGCGAGCGUCUCCGCCCGCUGCAUCUUACGGCCAAGCGCGCGAGCCCAGUUCCGGACAGAGCCAGGUGUGCCUUUGUCACCUGUGCGGCGCGCGCUUCCCGUCGGUCGAAAUCAGGGACAAGCACCGGCUGUGGCACGCGAUGAGGGACGAGCUGAUGGCGGAGACUCUGGGAGGAGGACGCAGAGGGGACGUUUUCCACGCGCACAGAGAGGAGAGCGGUGGCGGGGAGUGCGACCACCAGCAGCAGCAGGAGCAGCAACAGAUCUUCACGUGCAAACACUGCCCCUCCACUUUCUUCAGCUCCCCGGGACUCACGAGACACAUCAACAAGUCUCACCCCACUGAGAACCGGCAGGUGAUGCUGCUGCAGAUGACCGUGCGGCCGUGAGUCGCGCGCAAAACUGUGGUUUGGAAAAGAGGGGGAAAAAGUUUAUUUAUCAAGAAGUCCUUUCAGAAGCAAGUCUCGCCACUCGGUAGCCAUCUUGGUAACACCUCCGGGCACUUAUUUUAAAAUAUUGAAUUAAUUUUAAUGGUCACCUGGACACAAAAACUGCUCGUAGAUACUAAAAUCUGAUAAAAUAACAUCUCAAAAUGUCUUUUUUUCCCUCUCCCACAAAGCUAUCAAUCUACCACAAACCUCUGAUUGAUUCUUCUCUGGGUGCUUAAAUAACACAUUUAUAGUUCUGCUGAAGUAUAUUUGGACUAUAUGCUAUGAGUAAAAGAUGCUGAAGAUGACCUGUAACUGUCCAAGGUGCUGAAACCCUGCCUGGAAACUGGCUUCUACACAACCAUCCUAGCUCGCUUUUCCUUAAAGGGAAAAGAGGAUAUUUUAAGUUACCGGACAAAACAAAUAAUCCAGAAUAAUGUUAACCGAUUAAAUUAUUUCUUCUUAUUACUUACAGUUCAGCUUUUCUUGCAAAUAACCUGGCACUAAAGCUCAUUAAUGGCACCACCAGAGUGAGUAAAACGGGCCCAACAGCCAGUCAUUUUGAACUUGGCAUUUGUUUUUAUGUUCACUAAAGCUUAGGAGUGUAACCAUAAUGGGUGAUCUUCCUCCUUCUCAUCCUAAAAAACUAAAUUUUCAAACCACAAAUGUACAGAGAUCAAUGAAUAAGAGUAAAGAGAAAACAAUCAUUAAUUUCUCAGCUAUAAAAUAUUUUCAUACAGAAAUGAAACAGUUAAUGUUAUACUGCUAUUAAAAAAAGGUCUUUUGUCUUUGAUUAUUCAUGUUGAGAUAUUUGCUAAAUGCCUUUAUGAUGCUAAAAAUGUAACGUGUGGUUCUAUGAAGACUGUACGGUCCUAUUUUGAUAUGGCUGAAUGUGAAACUAAUGACACAAUUGUGAAUAAAUGUGAGUAGAGUCCAAUCAACACUGCGCUGUCAGCC
Molecule: messenger RNA, 2967 nt
Organism: Maylandia zebra (zebra mbuna)
Lineage: Eukaryota; Metazoa; Chordata; Actinopteri; Cichliformes; Cichlidae
Gene: insm2
Product: insulinoma-associated 2
Biological process (GO): negative regulation of transcription by RNA polymerase II; neuron differentiation; regulation of cell cycle process
Cellular component (GO): nucleus; transcription repressor complex
Molecular function (GO): DNA-binding transcription repressor activity, RNA polymerase II-specific; RNA polymerase II cis-regulatory region sequence-specific DNA binding
Source: RefSeq, a predicted model, not a curated record